Molecule: messenger RNA, 2704 nt
Organism: Lacerta agilis (Sand lizard)
Lineage: Eukaryota; Metazoa; Chordata; Lepidosauria; Squamata; Lacertidae
Gene: KIF9
Product: kinesin family member 9
Exons: 21
Coding region: 81-2504 (807 amino acids)
Biological process (GO): microtubule-based movement
Molecular function (GO): ATP binding; microtubule motor activity; microtubule binding
Source: RefSeq, a predicted model, not a curated record
UGCCUCAGGCGCUCAGUUCGCUCUCUUCCUCGCCGGCGGCGGGAUCAGGAGAAGCCUCCCCGGGGGAGGUGCACAUCGCCAUGUGCGCCUGUCCAAAGAGAGUGAGCGCAUUUGCACGGGUCAAGCCGACAGGUGACUUUCCACAAGACAUGAUCAAGUUCGGGGCAGACAAUAAGACAAUGGAAAUCUACAUUGAGAGAGACCACACGAAAGGAGUUGUCAACAACAAACAGACAGACUGGUCUUUUAAAUUAGAUGGUGUUCUUCACGAUGCCCCUCAGGAUGCGGUUUAUGAAGCAGUAGCCAGAGACUUGGUCUCCCAGGCCCUUAAUGGAUAUAACGGUACUAUAUUAUGCUAUGGGCAAACUGGAGCUGGCAAGACUUUCACUAUGACGGGAACAACGGGAAACUACAAGCACCGAGGGAUCAUACCUCGAGCUAUCCAACAGGUAUUCAAGUCGAUGGAGGAACACGGGAGUCAGUUCAUCACCGUUCGAAUUUCGUACCUGGAAAUCCACAACGAGAUCAUCUUUGACCUUUUAGCCACGACCCCCAGUGACGUCCCUCUGUCUAUAGGAGAGGGACCCCAAGGCGUCUAUGUGAAAGGCUUGACGGUGCACGCAGCCCCCCAUGAAGAAAUUGCUUUAAAUCUCUUGUUCGAGGGGGACACCAACAGAUCUGUUGGUCAACACGCUCUGAACAGGAACUCCUCCAGAUCUCACUGCAUCUUCACUAUUUACAUCGAGUGUCAUUCCAGAAUUCUUUCUGAUGCCCGUUUCGUGACCUCCAAAAUUAACCUGGUGGAUCUAGCAGGCUCAGAGAGGCUGGCAAAGACUAAAUCGGAGGGGUAUGGACUGAAGGAAGCAACUUACAUCAACAGGUCUCUGUCGUACCUGGAACAAGUUAUCAUUGCAUUGUCUGACCGUAACCGGGAACACAUUCCUUUCCGCCAGAGCAAGCUCACCUACACCUUGAAGGAUUCAUUGGGCGGGAAUUGCAACACUGUCCUCGUGGCCAAUAUCUGCAGUGAAGCCAUCCACAUUGUGGAGACGCUGUCCACGCUGCGUUUUGCUACCAGAAUGAAAUGGGUGACCACUGAGCCAAUUGUGAAUGAAAAAAUCAACCCCGAGCGAAUGGUGAAAAUUCUGGAAAAAGAAGUCGCUUACCUGAAGGAGGAGCUGGCUAUGCACAACAGCUUGCUCAACCGCCCUCCAGUGUCUUACGAGCCCCUGAAUGAAAUCCAGGUGGCAGAGAUCAGCUCUCAAGUCCGCCGUUACCUCGAUGGAACCAUAGAUGAGUUAGAUAUUUUGAGCAUCAGACAAAUCCACGAAAUAUUCAACCAGUUCAAAAUGAUUUUGGGCCAGCAAGAGCAGGAAGUGGAAGCCAGGCUGCGAAGUAAAUAUACAUUGAUAGACAAAAAUGACUACGCAACCCUGACUGCAGUUCAAAAGGCAGGGCUGGUUGAUGCCGAGGGCCACCUGGUUGGGGAAGUUGACGGGCAAGGAUUUGGCAUCGGAGUCGCUCCUUUCUCAUCCAAGCCCGGCGGGAAGAAAGCGAAAGCAAAGAGAGGCAAGGAGCAACUCAGCCCCACCCUGAAGAAGGAAGGCCUGGCGAGUCCUCUUUCUGGGAAGGACCUGGAGACCCUUUCCCCGUCCCGCAGCCAGGUAGGGGCAGUCACCAAGGACCCGGAGGCAAGGGAGGGCUUGAUCCGCGAGCAGGACGCCGUCAGCUUCGAGACCCAUCGCUCUGACUCUGCGCCAAAAGAGGAGUCCAGCACGAGGCCCAGUUCCCCACCUGCAAAGACAGCAGCCUUUGAGGACUUCAAGAACGAGCGCGGCAGCGAAAUCAACCGGAUAUUCAAGGAGAACAAAUCCAUCCUGAAUGACCGCAAGAGCAAAAUGAACGAGGUCGCCCAGAGAAUCAACGUGCUCAAAACGGAGAUGGACAACAUCAGGCAGGCGCUGGACUCCCAGAAAUCUGAACGCGAUCAGCAGGGAGAAUACCAGAGCGAGGACGGACAGAUCAUUAUUGACGAAGAGGAGUUCAUGUUGAUUAUGAAGAUGAAGGAUCUGAAGAAACAGUACCGGGUGGAUUACGAGGAGCUGCAGAACCUCCGGUCGGAAGUCCAGUAUUGCCAGCACCUGGUGGACCAGUGCCGCAACAGGCUGGUCUCAGAAUUCGAAAUCUGGUACAACGAGUCCUUCCUCAUCCCAGAGGAGGUCCAGGGAGCCCUGAGGCCUGGGGGGUCCAUAAGGCUUGGCAUGAUCCCCAUUAACAGAGUCCUAACUCUGGAUGAAGACGAACAGGAGAGGUUUGAGCGGAUGCAGCAGGAAGUCCUGCCGUUCUGCCCGGAUUCUGUCUCCUUCUACAAUGCCAAAGCAAAGGUGGACCGGAAGCACAAAUACGCUGGAGCCAUGUCUACCCUUGAGCAAAUGAGGAAGAAGCCCGGAUCCGUCCAAGCUGCGGUGAAGAACAAGCCCCCUUCCGUCCUCAGCAUCGUGUAGCAGAACCAGAACGUGCCGGGUCUUAUUUCUUACAGGUGGAACUAAAGAAAUGGACCCCCGAGCGUGCCAAAAUAUGUUUUGUUUUUCGGAAUAGGCAGAUAGUGUAACAAACGUCUAGGGAAUCUACAUUGUUAAUUAACACUUGUACAUUUCACCGAAUGGUAUUGACAGAGAUUGGCAAUAAAUUAGUGAGAGAAAAC